CCUGCGCGGGGACCUUCCUCCGUCUCGGUGCGGGCGUCAUGGCUGCCUCCGUGGCUCCCCGGAGUAGGGAUCUGCUGUGGGCUGGCGCUGCUUGGCUGCGGCAAGGAGGCAUCGGAGAGCUACUCCGGACGCGAAUUGAACGGGGCACCCCGGGGCGGGACUUCAGUCUCUCUCAUAACCGGAGCACGGUCAUCGUGGAGCGCUGGUGGAAGGUGCCCCUCGCCGGGGAGGGCCGGAAGCCGCGCCUGCACCGGCGGCACCGCGUUUAUAAACUGGUGGAGGACACGAAACACCGGCCCAAAGAGCUCCUGGAGCUCAUCCUCACGCAGUCUGUGGACGAGAUUGGAGUGAGGGGCGAUCUGGUCUCAGUGAAGAAAUCUGUGGGUCGAAAUAAACUCCUUCCUCAGGGGCUGGCUGUGUAUGCGUCCCCUGAAAAUAAGAAGCUGUUUGAAGAGGAGAGAUUGCUGAGACAAGAAGGAAAACUGGAGAAGAUCCAGACGAAGGCAGGAGAGGCGACAGUGAAAUUUCUGAGAAAUUGUCAUCUAGAGGUGGGAAUGAAGAACAAUGUCAAAUGGGAGCUAAACCCUGAAAUAGUUGCUCGCCACUUCUUCAAGAAUCUUGGUGUUGUGGUUGCUCCACAUGCUCUGAAGUUACCAGAGGACCCUAUCACUCAGUGGGGGGAGUACUGGUGUGAUGUGACUGUAAAUGGACUCGACACUAUAAGGGUUCCUAUGUCUGUAGUGCUCUUUCAGAAGCCCAAGACCAAAAGAUACAAGCACUGGUUAGCCCAGCAAGCUGCCAAGAACAUGGCCUCCACCAGCUCCCAGGCAGCCUGAAUGUCCUCUGCCUCCAAGACAAGCAGUCAGAAGAGCAUUGGGGCAGCUCGGGCCAGCACUUGAAGCUGUCUUAGCCCAAAGCAAGCGUGGAUCAUAGAGAACCUGGACUCAGACUGAACUGCGCAUACAUGUAAGGCUGGCUGAGUUUGUCAUCUCUGCAGUCAGUGUCAUCACACGCCAGCUGUAUCAGAGCGUUCUACAGGCAGUAGAUUUCCUACGCUGAAUAUCAGUGAACUGAAUCAGUCUCCUUAGCCCUUCCUUCCAUUGGAGAGUGCAUGGGAACAAGUGAAGGGCCCAACCAUGGUUCUAAUAAUCACUGUAUUGUCAUCCAGACUGUGUCCCAUGCAGAAAUAGCUGUUUAACUGGACUUCAGUUGACUUUGGGCAUGCUAUUCAGGUAAGGUGUGUUGAGCUGCAGAGUAAAGUGUUGCAGUUUGAUGUGUCCAUGGUUGCCAUGAGCAGACUGCUGUAAUGUAGCCAAUUAUGUCUGCUCUUAAAACUUUCUUUAUCUCCAUGUGAGUGAUGCUGCGGGUUCCAUUAAGCUCUGAAUAAGGAGAGGGAGAAAGUGACUCCAGGUCGCAGGUGGUCACACUUUGCAGCCUCUCCAAUUAAAGGAGCCAAUUCCUACACAGCCGGUGCCUAUAUGUGUGGUUUCUUUUUUUUUCUGAGACAGGGUUUCUCUGUAUAGGCUUAGCUGUCCUGAAACUUGUUCUGUAGACCAGAAGACUGGUCUUGAACUCAGAGAUCCACCUGCAUCCUGAAUGCUGGAAUUAAAGGCUGGGCCACCACCA
Messenger RNA from Phodopus roborovskii (desert hamster), 1626 nucleotides. RefSeq names its product mitochondrial ribosomal protein L9 (gene Mrpl9). Gene Ontology annotation, cellular component: mitochondrion; ribosome. Gene Ontology annotation, molecular function: structural constituent of ribosome. The transcript is spliced from 7 exons. Lineage: Eukaryota; Metazoa; Chordata; Mammalia; Rodentia; Cricetidae. Gene Ontology annotation, biological process: translation. The record is from RefSeq and is a predicted model, not a curated record. The coding region runs from base 39 to 836 and encodes 265 amino acids.